UUGCAAUUAGGGUUUUUGCUGCAGUAACUAGUAGUCCACUCUUUGCUCAGCCAUGGCGGAACAGACGGAGAAGGCGUUUCUUAAACAGCCAAAAAUAUUUUUGAGUUCUAAAAAAUCUGGGAAAGGAAAGAGACCUGGGAAGGGUGGUAAUCGCUUCUGGAAAAGCAUUGGAUUAGGGUUUAAGACACCCAGAGAGGCAAUUGAAGGAACAUAUAUUGAUAAGAAAUGCCCAUUUACCGGCACUGUUUCUAUCAGAGGCCGUAUCCUUGCCGGCACUUGCCAUAGUGCGAAAAUGGUGAGGACCAUUAUUGUUCGAAGGAACUACCUUCACUUCAUCAAGAAAUACCAAAGAUACGAAAAGAGGCACAGUAAUAUCCCAGCUCAUAUAUCCCCCUGCUUUCGUGUUAAAGAAGGGGAUCAUGUUAUAAUCGGGCAAUGCAGGCCGUUGUCGAAGACAGUGAGGUUCAAUGUCUUAAAGGUCAUUCCAGCCGGGUCUUCCGGUGGAGGGAAGAAGGCUUUUGCCUCCAUGUGAAAGGUUAGCUUUUGAAAUGCGAAAUUGUAAGGUGUAUUCACUAUAUGAACUUGGUGUUGGUUUUGGU
This is a messenger RNA of Hibiscus syriacus, 599 nucleotides long. RefSeq names its product 40S ribosomal protein S11-like. The transcript has 6 exons. The coding region runs from base 53 to 532 and encodes 159 amino acids. The record is from RefSeq and is a predicted model, not a curated record. Gene Ontology annotation, biological process: translation. Gene Ontology annotation, cellular component: cytosolic small ribosomal subunit; ribosome. Gene Ontology annotation, molecular function: structural constituent of ribosome. NCBI's taxonomy places the organism in Eukaryota, Viridiplantae, Streptophyta, Magnoliopsida, Malvales, Malvaceae.